AUGAGCCAGCUGAGUAAGGAUAAGCAGGAUCUUAGAUUGAAAGUCAAAUCGGCGUUGGAGGCUGUUGUGGCAAUGGACGAAAGCCUUACGAAGGAUUUGAAGAGUGUGAAAGAUGGGAUUCAGAAAGGGAUUCAGAAUGUGAUUACGAGUUUGGAAGUUGAGACUUUGGAUAAGAAAGUGAGAGAUGAUUUGAAGACGUUGAAACAAAGGAUUGAGAAACUUAACGAGCAAGUUGAACCGCCUGGUGGUCUUGUAAGUGGUCAGUUGGAACAGCUCAAAAAUGCCGAAGAGGAGUUCAAUCAGAAGACAAAUCCAAUUACUAUGGAAACUAGGAACCUGGACCAGAAUUUUAAGAGUGCGAUCCAACAGCCGCUUACCCAGGCGGUCACUGCAGUUGACACGGCGAUUGAGGCGCUUGGCGGGAAUUUUAAAGAUCUCAAAAAGGAUCAAAAUAAAAUUUCAGGCAUUUUAGAACAUAUUAAAGAUAAGGUUGCGGAGAUUAAGGGGAAGGGAGGUUCAGGUUGGGACAAUAAAGGUGGCUCAGGUCUGGAGGGGAUUGCGUAUGGGUUGAUUAGCUGCUACGCCAAUGCUUUCAAGGAUACGUUUGAGAGUAUUUAUCUUGAGGAAAGGAAUGGUGGGAAAUCGCUGUGUAAGACGGUGAGGGAUCAUUUUCCCGAGCUUUUUACAGUGCGUGAUGGAAUUAAAGACGCGAUUAAGAAUGAGCUUCAAAGUGAAAUUAACGCUGGCAAGGGGCAGGUUAAGAUAUCCAAUGGGGAAAUCGCAAAAAGCAUUGCAUCUGUGAAAAAAGGCUGUGAGACAUUUGCCAGCGGGCUCGAUAACAGACUUAAGGAGGGAAUUGGUAAUAUGGCAGGGCAGAUAUUCGGGAGGAUCUCAAAGGGGAUUAACCGGGGCAAGGAACAAGAAAUUAAAUAUGCCAUAGAAGCCACGGUUCUUGGUCUCUCUGCUACCACCAGUCAGGUGGCCAAUGAGAUUAAUUCUAUUCUGCUCGAGACCAGGGUGGGGGACAAAUCAAUCGCAGAGGUAUUGGACAAAGUGGUUAAAGAUACCGGAUAUCUUGACGGUCAGCUAAAAGGAGCGAUUGAACCACCCAGCUCACAUGCCUCCCUGUCUCCGACGGCAAAAGCCCCGCCCAAGUCGUGGACACUGCGAUCAGUGGGGAACAACGUCAAACAUGAUCUUCAAAAGGCAGUUGAAGGACUCCCCGGUGCCGUCACCCAGUUCAACGAUGCCGCCGUAAAAGAAAUCAAGGAGGCGGCCAAGACAGAUAUGCAGGCUGUGCAAAUCAUUCUUAAUCACAGUCAAUUCAUAUUCCAGCCUGUAUUUUUUUCAGAUGUUUCAAGUCCCUUUUUGCCUCCCUCGCUAAGGUACGAAUUUCUGUGCACAGCUCGUUGA
Babesia ovata is the source of this 1413-nucleotide messenger RNA. Its product is annotated as Extracellular matrix-binding ebh, putative. Lineage: Eukaryota; Apicomplexa; Aconoidasida; Piroplasmida; Babesiidae. Bases 1 to 1413 code for a protein of 470 amino acids. The transcript has 3 exons. The record is from RefSeq and is a predicted model, not a curated record.